Messenger RNA from Eimeria acervulina, 1887 nucleotides. RefSeq lists its product as hypothetical. The transcript has 8 exons. NCBI's taxonomy places the organism in Eukaryota, Apicomplexa, Conoidasida, Eucoccidiorida, Eimeriidae. Gene Ontology annotation, cellular component: membrane. The record is from RefSeq and is a predicted model, not a curated record. The coding region runs from base 1 to 1887 and encodes 628 amino acids.
AUGACAACAGCAGCAGCAGCAGCAACAGCAGCAGCAAAGCUGCGUGCUUCAGGAGGAGAGAAUAAGAACAACCACCGCUGGGGCAGCAGCAGCAGCUACUGCAGUCUCAACAGCAGCAGCAGCAGCUGCUGCUGCAGCAACAGCAGCAGCAGCACAUAUCGAUCUCCCCUCCAUGUACACCACGCGCAGCUGAGGCGAACUUACAAUGAGAUCCUAGGCAUUACCAGCAGCAGCAGAAGGUGCAGCAGCAGUUGCUGCAGCAGCAGCAGCAAUGCAGCAGCUGCCGCUGCGGUUGAUGCGCCGCAGCAGGCGAGCAGCAUUUAUUAUUCAGGCAUAUCGUCGCAAUAUCCAGCAGCAGCAGCAGCAGAAAAAGCAGCAGCAGUAGAAACAGCCGCAGCAGCUGCAGCAGCAGCAGCAGCAGCUGCUGCUGUCCCAGUGUAUCCUGUCCCUGUUGAUCCUCCGCGCCGCAGGCAACCUGCGUGCAGCAGCAGCAGGUGCAGCAGCAGGAGCAGCAGCGGGAGCAGCAGCAGCAGCAGCUGCUGCAGCAACUGCAGCCGCACCAUUUGCUCUUGCUGGUCAGGUAGCGUCUAUGUGCCAUGUCUAGAUACGAUUGAAGCAGCAGCAGGAGCAGCAGCAGGAGCAGCAGCAGGUGCAGCAGGAGCUUCAGGAAAGUUGCUGGCAGCGUCAGAGCAAGAGGCGCAGCAGCAGCAGCAGCAGCAGCGACUGCAGCAGCGGGAGCAGCAGCAUGGGUUGGAGCCGCGCUGCACAAGGGUUUAUUCUGCUGCUGCUGUAUGUGAAGUAGAUGGGCAGCUGCUGCCUCACCCUUUCUCAAAGACGGGCCGCCUCAAGUUAACUCAGGAUACAAAUGCGAAGACGUUGCCUCCUUUGCUUCGGGAGGUGGGAUCGGGCGAUCCCAUAGACCCCACAGCUCCGGAGGCGUUCCCUUGUGGGGCGCAGGCUGUCUCUCUUUUUAACGAUGAUAUCGCCUUCAAGAGACAGCUCAAAGACGGUAAAGUGCUGUCUCUCUCUCUCGACUUCAACUCUGUCGCCUACAAAUGGGAUUUUCUACAGUUCAUGGGUUUAUUAGGGUUUAGUGUAUACGAUUGCGUGAGUGUGUGGCAGUUGCACAAGGUAAAGAACUCUACGUGGGAGUCUGAGGGUUUACAACCCUGGAUAUUACCUUCAGACCCUAAAUUUAGGGUUUGGCUGCAUCCUCCUUUAACGCCUAACUUUCAGAAACUUUAUGCUGUUCUGUGGGAGCCGCUUCUUCCUGGUGUUCAAUACUAUGCUGUUCUUACUAAAAACAAGUGGCCUGCGGAGGCGUGGGGGGCUUCGAAGGCCUUUGUGAUUGCUGGAUUAACUCCGAUGGGAGGUGCAAAUCUACCUUUAGCUGUAGCUACGAUUGCAGCGGCGCGAGGGGUGAACUUGAAGACAGAGCCUGCGAAUGCAGAAGCUGCGGAGAGCAGCGUGUCUCAGCGCAAGGGGUCUGGGGGCCCUUCUGCUGCUGCUGCUGCUGCUGCUGCUGCUGAUGGUAGUGGUUUACAAAGCCAGUCAACAGAGGAGGAAUUAUCGAGGCUGCUGCAGCUGCUGCCAGCUGCAGCACCUGCUUGUCUGUGUCCUGCACACUGCAGAGCAGCAGAUGACGGGAGGUGGGACACCCUUGCUGUUCGUGGUGCUGCUCCUGCUGCUGCUGCUCCUGCUGCUGCUGCUGCUCCUGCUGCAGCAGCAGCAGCAGCAGCGCAGCAAAUGGAAGGACCUGAAGAGACAGAAGAGUACUCGCAGUUUAGCGAAGGAGACAGCAAUAUAACCGAUGAUGAUUAUGAAGAAAGACGAAAAUCUUAUCAACUCCAGCUUGGCGAUGAUGCAGCCAGCAGCCAAUACCCCUAG